UUGUUGGUGUAGUUCAGAGUGAAGAUUGUAGAAAAGGAAGAGAAUAGGAGUGUGAGCUUGUGGCCAAAAAGGGAUGCCUUUGAACUUAGGCAACGAUGGCGAUGGGUCGUCCCGGAUUAUUUUGACUGAGCCUCGCGGAUCUACUGCUGAGGUGCUUCUAUUUGGAGGACAAGUCAUUUCUUGGAAAAAUGAAAGGAGGGAAGAACUGCUUUAUAUGAGCAGCAAGGCUCAAUAUAAGCCACCCAAGGCGAUCAGAGGAGGAAUACCUGUUUGCUUUCCACAGUUUGGAAAUUUUGGUGGACUUGAGCGACAUGGAUUUGUCCGGAACAAAUUCUGGUCAUAUGAUGAAGAUCCUUCGCCUCUACCUCCUGCUAACAAACAAUCAUCAGUUGAUCUGAUAUUGAAGUCCACAGAAGAUGACUUGAAGACCUGGCCGCAUAGUUUUGAACUCCGUAUUCGCAUUUCUAUUAGCCCUGGGAAGCUUACUUUGAUCCCUCGUGUGAGGAACAUUGACUCAAAGGCAUUCUCCUUCAUGUUUGCACUGCGAAACUACUUAUAUGUAUCUGACAUAAGUGAAGUACGAGUUGAGGGUUUGGAGACUCUGGAUUAUCUAGACAACUUGAUUGGUAAAGAAAGAUUCACAGAGCAAGCAGACGCGAUUACCUUUGACGGGGAGGUCGAUAGAGUGUACUUGAACACACCAACAAAGAUUGCGGUCAUAGAUCAUGAGCGAAAGAGGACCAUCGAGUUGCGAAAGGAAGGCAUGCCCAAUGCAGUUGUGUGGAACCCCUGGGACAAAAAGGCAAAGACCAUAGCUGAUAUGGGAGAUGAAGAUUACAAAACAAUGCUUUGUGUAGAUUCUGGAGUAAUCGAACCUCCGGUAUUGUUAAAGCCACGUGAAGAGUGGAAAGGCAGACAAGAACUCUCCAUAGUCUCAUCAAGUUACUGCAGCGGACAGCUUGAUCCACGCAAGAUCCAAGACUGUGGAGCUCAUAUCAAUUGCCCCAACUGCUCUUACCGCAUUGACAACAGCAAUGUACUGAUUCCAUGGCCUGGCCUUCCUAAAGGUGUCAAGUUUGAGCCAGCUGAUGAGGACAUUAUCGAAUUUUUGGAAGCUAAAUGUGGGAUUGGGGGCUCUGAACCCCAUGUGCUUAUCGAAGAGUUCAUUCGUCCUGUCACUGAAGAUGUUGGAAUCAAUUACACUCACCCUCAAAACCUUCCUGGUGCAAACAAAGAUGGAGUGAGUGUCUUCUUCUUUCACAAGACAGUGCAGGCAUAUGGAACAGGACAGAGGAAACGCAGAAAGAUCACACCGACACUUGUGAACGAUGAACCAGUUCGUUGGCACAAGACAGGCAGGACCAAACCUGUGCUGCUCAAUGGAGUCCAAAGGGGUUGCAAGAAGAUCAUGGUGCUCUACAAGAGCGCUAGAAAGGGAUCGAAGCCUGAGAAAUCAAACUGGGUUCUGCAUCAGUACCAUCUAGGAACUGAAGGAAAAGAGAUAGGAGACUAUGUUGUUUCCAAGAUCACAUAUCAGCAGCAGAAGCUUGGGGAUAAUCCUGAUGAAGGUGAGAGUUCCGGGGUUAGAGGUGGCCCAAGAACACCAAAGACGAAUACUCCUACGCCACCAAGCCUUGUAGAUGGUGUUGCUGGAGAUGAAGAAGCUUUUGAUGAUUCAAAGAUGUUCGAUCCAUUUUUUGAGGGACUUGACAGCAUUCCUGAAGCUGCUUUAGGGAAGAUGUGGUCCAAAAAAGCUCGAAUGGAUGAGGAAUUUGUUGUAAACCUUAGUGAAGAUAACUUAACAUGCGACGAAAGCAUUGAAGCUUCGCCGCUUUGGGAAAAUCAGGUUCUCCCCAAUCCUACUAGCCUGGGAACUGUUGGGGAAUUCGAUGGUUUUUCGAUUUCAGAUCUGGAGAAUGCAGAUUUAGGGACUCCCCCUGAUUUGCUCACUUUGGCUUCUCAAGAGAGUUUGCUGAAUUGGAUUGGAUGGCUGUGAUUGGAUUCUUGCUGCUAAACCAAGAACCUCCUCUAAUACGGCGUUUUCUCGGAGAAAAGCUGAAGAAGGAAAAAGCUGGAAGAUGUAUAAAUAAGAAAACUUUAUAAGUCUCCGCCACUGAAGUCAUAUCUCUGUGAUAAUUUUACUUCAGGAGAUCAGUUUUCUCUCGGAUUCCCGGAAAGCUGCUUAUAUAUUCCGGGAAUAAUCAUUUUCAAUCUCUGAAUCUGCUCUUCAUUGUUGUAUUUCAAAAAGAUAUUUUGACCUCUGUGCUCUUUGCUGUGUUAUGGUUACUCUGUUUUGUUUGGCUCAAGGUCUAACGGUUAUAAAUAUUUAUUUUUGGG
Messenger RNA from Arabidopsis arenosa, 2337 nucleotides. The record is from the annotation of a GenBank genome assembly. Lineage: Eukaryota; Viridiplantae; Streptophyta; Magnoliopsida; Brassicales; Brassicaceae.